CACGUUAGUGUUUCACAACCUACUGACUAAAGGCAAUUCUUCCUACAGCCCUUUAUUUGAGUACUGUAGUGGAAAAAGCUAACUGGAUUAAAAGGUCAAGUCAAGCGCUGCCAACAGAAAUCGCCAAGACUGGUAUAAUAAAUUCUGAUCUGGACCUCGGAGAUGGGAGAAGUGCACUAUGUGCCACAGCAAACAGAGCUCAAGUGAGAUGACAUCUUAUUUCCUUGAAUUUUUUUUUAGAAGAGAGGAAAAUGAAUCAUGACUUUUUGGAGGUCACAGUGUAAAAGAAUGGCUGUUUAUAAAUACUUCCAAAUAAGGAUAAUGAACAACAGAAUACUGGAUGAAGAGAAAAAAUUUACUGCCUUUCACUGCAUUCAUAUCUGAGCCAGUUGUUAGAGUGAAAUGCAUCAGAAAAUCAAUAUUUCUUCAGUAGGGCUUAAGUAAGGAAGUUUCAUAUUAUGCAUAUAAAUUUCCUCUUUUUCCUCACAAAUGAUCAAAUGAAAAUGUAGCAGUACUUACAUCAGUACUUUGGAGAUGUGGGACUUGGAGUACGCAUUAAAUGGAAAAAUGUUCUCUCUAAAAAUGUCUGCAGUUCAAAUGUAAAAUUAAACCAGGCAGAAGAGGAGCUAAGCUGAUCAUUUUGAAAUGGUGGUUCUGCUGAACUCUUGUCAUGGUUGUACUCUAAAGGGAGACAGCCUGGGAAUACUGGGAGGUUUUCUUGCUCUGGCCUGGACUCACCCAUGGUCACAGAUGCUUUGGAGCCUCCAGCUGCUGCUUGAACUCCUCCUCAGGUCAUGGACCCCUUGACUUGAGUUCACAUGGAGCUCCAGUCUGCCCAGUACAGUGGCACAGAAACACUGCUGUUAUCUGAAUGUUUGCAAGCACAGUCGAGUAAGAUGAUAAGUGGUACAGCAAACAGUGAAAGCAACAAACCAGCCACUAACGAGCACCAGACACUUGUGUACAGAAGGAAAACAAGUCCCAUGGCAAGCACAGGAGUCUGUCAACAGAUAAAUAGCAACAGCAGCUAUAUAUGUGAUCCAGCACAUUCCAGACAAAUCUGUUGUUGCCUUGAACCCUUCAAGUCCCACAUUGGAUGCUGAAAAGAACAUUUGUGGUUUAACUCCAAUGGACAACUGGCUCCACAACAGUAAAGUGAGAAAACGUGGUUGAGAUACAGACAAUUUAACAGAGAAGCAAUUCCUUCAUUGCCUGCCUGGAGCUACAUUCCCUUAACUGGGAACAUGGUUGACUUGACAGAUGGUAUGUCAGCUGAGUUAAACAAAACUCCUGAAUUUUGAAGAUUGCGAUUUGGAGUCGUGGAGAAUUCACAGUCUUUCCACAAUGGCAGAAAGGACAGAUAUUACAAAAUCACAAAUUUCACUGGCUGAAUACAGCCCCGUCAAGCAAUCAGAAAGGACAGAUCGAAGUAGAAAGAAAUCUGGAGAAGAAAAUACAUUGACACUGAAGAAAGAAAUAUCUUUAAUAAAUGGGAUAAGCCUUAUAGUAGGCAACAUGAUUGGUUCAGGUAUCUUUGUAUCUCCCAAAGGAGUUCUCAUCUACAGCAAAUCUUAUGGAUUGUCUUUAAUAAUUUGGGCAAUUGGAGGGAUAUUUUCAGUUUUUGGAGCUCUCUGCUAUGCUGAACUUGGAACCACUAUUACGAAGUCAGGAGCCAGCUAUGCAUAUAUCUUGGAGUCUUUUGGGAGCUUCAUUGCUUUUAUUCGUUUGUGGACCUCACUCCUAAUUGUUGAACCAACUAGUCAGGCAAUCAUUGCCAUCACCUUUGCUAACUACCUAAUUCAACCUUUCUUCCCUACUUGUGACCCUCCGUAUAUGGCUUGUCGUCUCUUAGCAGCUGCUUGUGAAUGUCUUUUAACAUUUAUAAAUUGUGCCUAUGUUAAGUGGGGCACACGUGUGCAGGAUGUAUUUACUUACGCUAAAGUUCUUGCUCUUAUUGCCAUCAUCAUCGCUGGACUCAUUGAAAUAUUCCAGGGACAUACAUGGUACUUUAUGAACUCUUUUGCGGGAUCCUCUACGGAUAUUGGAGAAAUCUCCCUUGCGUUAUAUUCUGCCUUGUUUUCUUACUCUGGCUGGGAUACACUCAAUUAUGUAACAGAAGAAAUCAAAAACCCAGAAAGGAAUUUGCCCCUGGCUAUUGCAGUGUCUAUGCCAAUUGUGACUAUUAUCUAUAUUAUGACUAAUAUAGCUUACUAUACAGUGCUGGAUGCCCAGGCUGUUCUCUCUAGUGAUGCUGUGGCAGUGACAUUUGCUGACCGGGUAUUUGGUAUAUUCAGCUGGACAAUUCCCAUUGCUGUAGCCUUUUCUUGUUUUGGUGGACUUAAUGCUUCAAUUCUAGCAUCAUCAAGGCUAUUUUUUGUAGGAUCACGGGAAGGUCACCUUCCUGACCUGUUGUCUAUGAUCCACAUAAAGAGGUUCACACCUGUGCCAGCACUGCUCUUCAAUUGUUUUAUGACCCUUAUUUACCUAUGUGUGGAAGAUGUCUUCCAGCUAAUUAAUUACUUCAGCUUCAGUUACUGGUUUUUUGUUGGCCUGUCUAUUGCUGGGCAGUUAUAUCUACGCUGGAAAGAACCAGAUCGGCCAAGACCUCUUAAGCUGAGUUUGGCUUUCCCAAUAAUAUUCUGUUUAUGCACAAUAUUUCUGGUGGUAGUGCCACUCUAUAGUGACUUUUUAAAUUCAGUGAUUGGAAUUGCCAUUGCUUUAUCUGGAAUUCCAUUCUUUUUCUUGGGAGUCUAUUUACCUGCAUCAAGGAGACCUAAAUUUAUUAACAAGACUAUAGGUGCAGUCACGCGAUACAUGCAGCUGCUCUGUUACUGUGUUCUAACAGAGAUGGACCCAAAUGAAGAAAUGAAGGUAGAAAUCAAAUCCAACUAAAGUUCAAAGCCAUUACAAGAAGCAGGAGAGGAUGAAGCAAUUACACAAACGAAGGGGAAGAGGUGGAACUCUGGCAGACACAGAAAAACUGUUUUUGGUGGUCUUUCAGAAAUGCUGAAAAUGUUCUUACUUGCAGAUGGACUCCAACGUGGAUCAUGCCCUUUUGUCAUCCUCCUAACCUGUGGCAUGUUUCCAGGGCAGGUUUUCACUGGAUAAUGAUGACCUACUCAUUACCUACUCACACAAGCUGUGUGUCAAUACUGUUUCUUCUUCAGAAUUUGUAUGAAAAUGAUAAGAGCUAAUGGAUCAAAUUAGAUUUCUGCAGAACCAGGUGGUGAAGUAAUGCAUUAUUAAGUUAGACUAAAAAACCACUUUGACUCCAAAGACUAAGUCAUUUCCAGCUUAAUUCUGAUGGAUGUUUGCAUGAAAUGAUUUGCUGUACUAUCUCAGUUUUUAUCCCAGAAGAAAACUGGUCACAACAAACUACUUCAUUUGUUUUUCUGCCCCUAAUGAUAAAAUAAGUUCUGCUCCAUUAUUUAUAGACUGAACCUACCUUUCUCCCUUGAAGAUUUUAUUCUGUAUACUACAUGGAAAUGUAUCUGACUGUGGCAAGGGUUUAAUCAGCAAAGCACCUUGGCACUAAAGAUUUGAUUAAUGGUUGUUGAUUUUUUUUCUUGUUAGCUUCUUAGAACUUUGUCCAUUUCUAGUAGGUUUUAUGAAACUUCCAAAAUUAAAAUAUUCGGUUUGAAGCCUAUAA
Molecule: messenger RNA, 3649 nt
Organism: Oenanthe melanoleuca
Lineage: Eukaryota; Metazoa; Chordata; Aves; Passeriformes; Muscicapidae
Gene: SLC7A6
Product: solute carrier family 7 member 6
Exons: 11
Coding region: 1345-2892 (515 amino acids)
Biological process (GO): amino acid transmembrane transport
Cellular component (GO): membrane
Molecular function (GO): L-amino acid transmembrane transporter activity
Source: RefSeq, a predicted model, not a curated record